This is a messenger RNA of Exophiala bonariae, 1593 nucleotides long. RefSeq lists its product as uncharacterized. The coding region runs from base 1 to 1593 and encodes 530 amino acids. The record is from RefSeq and is a predicted model, not a curated record. Gene Ontology annotation, molecular function: DNA binding; zinc ion binding. Lineage: Eukaryota; Fungi; Ascomycota; Eurotiomycetes; Chaetothyriales; Herpotrichiellaceae. The transcript is spliced from 2 exons. Gene Ontology annotation, biological process: DNA-templated transcription.
AUGUUGCGGGAUCCUCCAUCAGCACAGAUAUCUCAUAAUACCUUUGGCCCAUCGAGCUAUGUCGGAGCGCACACACUUCUCGCCCAUGAUGCCGUCGCCGAGCCCGCAAUCGAAACUUCAGUCUUAUCUCGAACUGCACCUCAGAUUGAGCCGCUAUUACAAUGCGUAGAGGCCACGAUAUUACCCAAACCUCCACUGCUAGCAGCUCUCACCGAGGCUUACUUUGCCAACGUUUUCGAUCGUUAUCCAGUGACUGAUCGCAGGGAGUUUGAUGACCCUACUUGUUCGGUAUUAUUGAAACAAGCAGUGUGUAUGGCAGGGAGCUUGACGCGCCAUUCUUCGAGGGGUGAUGGAUUGGCUCUUUCUCGUAGGCUCUAUGAGAAGACGAAGCUAAUGCUUUCUCUGAAUUACGAUCCAAACCCUGUCACAGUUCUAGCCGCACUCUGCUUGAUGAUUUGCUGGAGUCCCAACCCGACCGACUUACUCAGCCUUGACUGUCCUUGGCAGUGGACCGGCACUGCGAUCCGAAUGGCGUUACAAAUGGGUUUGCACAAGGAGUCUACAUAUCUGAAGCAUUCACAACCUGGUCGCCUACGACGUCUUUGGUGGAUUUUAAUGAAUGCAGAUCGGUUGCAAGCAGCCUGCUUCGGACGUCCUCUAGCUGUCCGUUACUCUGACUGUGACACUAGAUUGCCAAAUGUGGCAGACUUUGAGAAUCCAGACAGCGCAAGCUCUGUAUUCAUCCAAUAUGCAGGACUAACAAGCAUAUGGGGCGAGAUCGCUGAUAUCGGAAUCAGCGGGAGGUCAGCUUCCACAGCAGAUCUCCAGCGGCUGACGGACUCUGUUUACACCUGGAUCGCCGCAUUACCAGAGGAAGUUCGAUUAUUCACGGCAACAGGGCUACGCAGACCAUACCGUCAGUCCGUGUCGGAGCUCCACAUGGUUUACUUCGUCACCAUCAUCUUACUUGAAGCAGUCCGUCUGCAAAAUCAUCAUCGAUGGUCUUCAUCGGUGCCUUCUAUCAUAGCUGCAUCCUCCGUGGCACGCCUCAUAGAAGAAGUAGACUGCUGGGAAGAUCUAAAUCUGAUGUCUUCGAGUACAACGUUCUACAUGAUGGCCGCCAGCAUACCACUGAUUUAUCAUCGCCCCAAUCAGGCUGGGAAAAUCAUGGUCCGGAAUGAAGAGCUCCAGAUUCUAUGCUCAACGCUCGAUCGACUGGAGUCGAAGUGGGGAGGGGCACCAGUGGUCCGCAAAAACAUCGAGAAAAUCCGCAACAUGGUGGAGUGGCAAACUCUGGAGCAUCAGUCUGAAAACCAGGAGCCGAGCACGAUUGGUGCUGCUGGAGCUUCAACGCUGCUGCCAAGACUUGCAGAGAUUUUUCCUUUUCCGCAAUCACUUUGCUCAAACAUGGACUUGGUAAACGACAAUGUUGAAAGGCAACUGGACUCCGAAACCUUUCUGCCCUCAUUCGAAGAAGAUAAUCUUCCAUGGUUGGGGCCUGAAACCCAGUCAUAUCUGGAUUUCUUCCGACUUGAUUCUUAUGACGAUCCACCUAUUGUCGAUAGCGAGACAUUCGCGCUGAUUGAUAAUUGA